UUUAUUUUUUAAUUAAAUAUUAUAAGAAAUAAUUAUUGUUAACAUUUUCAACAAAUUUAAAUAAUUAUUAAUAGUGUGAAUCUAGUAACAAAUUUUAAAUAUGAAACCGGUUAUUUUAAUUAUCAGCUCAGUGCUGAGUGCAUUCGUUUUCUGUGAAAAUAAAAUAUUUGAAACCCAGACCAUGCAACAUUCCAAUUCGAUUGAUGAUAAUCUCAAAAAACUGCUUAGAACUUGUUUUUUGAAUCAUACAAAUCCUAUAAUAAUUGAUGAAAAGUUCAAUACAAUGAUUUAUGAAGCCAUAGAAGAAUCACAGCUAUCACCGUCAGUCAUGCUGAUCAACGAAGAUUUUCAAUCCAAACCACCCAAACCAUUAUUUCUACCGACAUACCCGACCUAUAUAUUGCCAGGAGAUUCACCGCACAAACUGAAAUCUAUUCUUAAACAAUUAAAGUCAUCGCAAUGGUGGAGUACAGAAUCCAUUUUCAUUGCGGUGGAUUUGGGAACAAACUCGUGUAAAAAUUCCCACACAUCUCUUCAAGUCUUAUGGGAAAUGAAUUUGUUAUCUUCAUUUUACGUGUGUACCAAAAAUGAUUUGAUGAUUUACAUGUUCAACCCUUUCACCAAUAGAGUACCGAAAUUAUGGACAGAAGUAGAGAUUGGGAACAAAGCAUCCGAUGAUACGUGGACACUUUACAGCCAAACGUAUUCGGAAGAUCAAGAAUUCUGUGAGAGCUUGUUUUUCGACAAAACGAAGAAACUUGAUGGCUACAAAAUAAAUGCUGUCGCGAAUACUUUGCACAACAGAACGUGGGAGCCUCAUAAAAUUUACAAUCUUACGACUAUAAAAGACAAACUUUCACCAGUUCAAAAUCAUUUGUUUCCAUCAAUUUUUUCCGGCAUGAAUGUAACGCCACUGAUUUAUUUCGAUUUACCAGGUGCCCCAGUAUCCUCCAAAGAAAUCGGUUUUGUAAAAGGUUUAAUAAACGGAUCCUAUGAUAUUGCUUUGGCUGCGCGCCCCGUGGGAGAUGAUUACAAUGUUUCAUAUAUGUUUUUAAUGAAGGAUGUAGGACUUUCGAUAUUGACUCAACACCGUAAAUUUUUAACUCCGUUCGAAAAAAUUUGUCGCUAUUACAGCAUCGGUGUUAUAUUGCUCUCCAGUCUCGUUCUUGCGAUGACAUCGCUAUUGAUAACUAUUUAUUACAAACGAAAUUUCGUAGUGGCUUCUACAGAAGUUCUGAGAAUGGCUCUCAGCGCAAGUACAGAUAUACCGUUAAUUACUUUUCCAAUCAGAAUAUACUUCUUUGGAGUUUUAUUACUGAUAUUAAUUAUCAACGCGACAUUUCAAGGACACAUAGCGUCAUUCCUAACAAAACCUGAACGUAUAACCGUUGAUAGUUUGACUAGUUUACACGAAUUAGGGUACAAGAUUUAUAUACCUCGCAUUGCUUUGAAAUCGUCUAUUUUUAUGAAACGUAAUAUAAAUGCUGAAACUAGUAUCGAUUGCACACAGCGCGUUCUGGACGAUCCUAAUGUAGCUUGUAUUGGAUACUUAACUCAUUUAUUAGCGCUCGCGAAUAAUAAUGACUCUUUGCAUGUCUCACCGGUAAUAGAUCGUUUUAUGGCUGUAGUCCUGAUUCGCGACGAUUGGCCGUUAAAAAAUAAAGGUGAUGACAUUCUACGGAAACACGCAGAAUUCGGGCUGCAUUGUUUUUGGAGUCGUCAAUUAAAUGUAGAUCCGUUACUAAAACUACAGUCGAAAGAAUUAUUAUUAACCGAAGCGCGUUAUCGUCCAAUUAAAUUUGAGGAUGUAGAUUUUGCUUUUAUAAUAUUUGGAAUUUGUUUGGUGCCUGCGGCAAUUGUUUUCAUUUUUGAGAUCUAUUAUGGAUAUUAUAUAUAUUGCGAUUAAUUAUUAACAUUUGUGUGACAUUGUCUGAUUUACUAUUUGUAACCUUCGAGUGUAACACUACCAAUUGUGUGUGCAUUAUGUACGUCCGCAAAUAGAAGAAGACAAGUUAAACUAGGAUGCGUCAGACAAUUGACGAAUCCAAAAAUAAAAAUCAAAAUUUUUUAUUUUCGAAAAUGAAUUGUAAUAGUUAUUUAGCAGUUUGUCUUAAAUGUGUGUUAACUUUGUAUAUUUAAUUGCAAUAUCGAGUAAAAAAAUAAAUACUAUCAAAUGAAACAUAUUUCAUUAUUCAUAAAAAAAUGAAUUCUAGUUAUUUAAAAUGGGUAUUCUUAUCUGUGGUUUCGAUUUGCAUAAAUAAUAUUUGUACACUGAAAAACGCGAUCGCUAGCUGCUACAGAAAA
Microplitis mediator is the source of this 2304-nucleotide messenger RNA. RefSeq lists its product as uncharacterized. The transcript is spliced from 3 exons. The record is from RefSeq and is a predicted model, not a curated record. The coding region runs from base 101 to 1906 and encodes 601 amino acids. Lineage: Eukaryota; Metazoa; Arthropoda; Insecta; Hymenoptera; Braconidae.